Messenger RNA from Monascus purpureus, 2697 nucleotides. NCBI's taxonomy places the organism in Eukaryota, Fungi, Ascomycota, Eurotiomycetes, Eurotiales, Aspergillaceae. The record is from the annotation of a GenBank genome assembly.
CCGCUCGUUAUCGUGGGAUUCCCCUCAAUUGCUGUUGUUAUCGCCAUUAUUCUUCCAGGACAAGGGGAGUUUGUUCCACGUUCCAUUGUUUGUACCCUAGUUGAGCCAGUUGUUGAAUUCACCAUGCGUCUGCAAUUGUCAAGUUCGUCCGAUAUGGCUUACGGGGAAAUCCUGAACAAGUACCGACCGGAUCUCAGACCAUUCGAAGAUGUUUAUCGUCGCUUGCACAGCUCCCCCGAGUUAUCCGGUCAGGAAGAGCAGACUGCGGCGGUUGCUGCGGAAUUCCUCACAGAUCUAGGCUACGAGGUCCACACGCAUAUUGGUGGAUAUGGUGUGGCAGGCGUCUUGAGGAAUGGGCCUGGUCCUACCGUGCUUGUACGGGCUGAUAUGGAUGGGUUGCCUGUGGAGGAGAAGACGGGUUUGCCUUAUGCGAGUAAGAAGAGGGUAAAGGAUGCCCGUGAUGGUGUGGUAAAGCACGUAAUGCAUGCUUGUGGGCAUGAUACGCAUGUUACCACUCUUGCGGCGGCUGCGACACUCUUGCAUUCCGCCCGCAGCCACUGGAGUGGGACAUUGGUCUGCAUUUUUCAGCCGGCUGAAGAACAUCUCGAUGGUGCCAAGGCUAUGAUCGUCGAUGGUCUGUACGAAAAGGUCCCCAAGCCAGACUACGUACUUGCGCAGCACGUCAUGAAGAUGAGGACAGGCUCGGUAGGGAUUCGUGCCGGACCCAUGCUCACUGCGUCGGAUGCGUUGGAUGUGCGAAUCUUUGGAAAGGGAGGCCAUGGUUCUGCUCCUCAUGUGUGCAUCGACCCUGUUCUCAUCGGUGCUUCCAUUGUCACUCGAUUGCAGAGCAUUGUAAGCAGGGAAGUUACCCCGGGACAGCUCGCUGUCGUCACCUGCGGUAGUAUCCAUGCCGGGAAUGCUGCGAAUAUCAUACCUGACCAUUUGGAUCUCCAGCUGAGCAUUCGAACCUAUAAUCCGAUCAUCCGUGAGCGUGUCCUAGCGGCUGUCCACCGGAUCAUUGAGGCGGAGUGCGAUGCUGCCGGAACUGUUGAGAAGCCAGUUAUCAAGACGGUCUCAUCAGCCCCGGCCACCGUCAAUGACGAAGGCAUGGUGAAGAUCCUCCGGGCUACCUUUUGUUCCUAUUUCAAGGAGGAUCUCGUAGAGGCAGAACCCGCGACUGCUAGUGAAGACUUCUCUCUCCUUGCAACAGAGGUUGGAGCACCAUAUGUGAUGUGGGGUUUCGGGGGCACAGAUGCCAAAACAUGGGAUGAUGCCGUUGCUAAAGGUACGGUGGACAAGUUACCGAGUAAUCACUCACCAUAUUUUGCGCCAGUCAUCGAACCCACUCUUAGGACUGGCGUGGAUGCAAUGGCUCUCGCUGCCUUGACUUUUCUGUGGGGAAAAACAUCAUCCCAGUGAACCGGAAACCAAAAGAAGUAUAUUAUCCAGAAUUGCACUUCAAAAAUUAGAAAAGAGAUUUGUUUCCCAAGUUCAAAUCAAAUAGCUCCCAACCACAUAUACGAUCAAGGUUUCUUGGAGACAUGAACGACAAUCUUGCCUCGCGACCUUCCCGACCGCUGUCUUUCAAUAGCUUUGAUCGCGUCCUCAAACUCAAAGACACUAUCCAGAGUCACCUUGAUUUUGCCUUGUUGGACCCACUCCCCUAGCUGGACAAGGUGUUCAUGCGUAUUUUUAUAGAAAAAGAUGCUAUAGUUCCUCUUUCCCCCGCCAAGAAAUCCGGGCCAUAACAAUCUGCCAGCGAAAGUCCCUAUCCAAUCCGCGCCAACCUGGACAAAUGUCUUCCCAGGGAGCAAAUAAUGAUGGGAUUCGCUGUACAGAUUCCGUGGAAAGCCGAUAUGAUCAAUAGCAUGGCUGUAUACUUGGCCAUGACUCUUAAGGGCUUUCACAACAUCCUCGGAUGUAUAGUCAAUCACCUCAUCCGCUCCCAGGUCCUUGCAGAACUGCACGUUCCUCUUGGAGCAGGUAGUCGUAACAUGGCAUCCAAGUGUCUUCGCUAUUUGAAUGGCGAACAUCCCGCAACCCCCCGAGCCGGCAUUGAUAAACACCUUAUCUCCCGCCGAGACAUACGGCGCAAGAGACUGGUACGCCGUCUGUCCAGCAAUACCCACAGCUGCAAUCUGAUCAAGAUCAACCCCCGCGGGCACCGGGGCUAUCUGGUCCUUUCUGCUCACAACAUACUCGCCGAGUGACCCAAAUUGGGAGGGCAUGUCGAGACACCCGUAGACGAAUUGACCCGGGUGAAACUCGGAGACAGCGUCGCCAACGGCCGUAACUCUGCCACAGAAGUCCAUUCCUGGGGACGCGGGUAUGCUGGUAAUCAACUUGCCUACUAGUACCAUCUCGGGUACUUUGUAGUCGGCCGGGUUUAUACAGGCGGAAAUGACCUGGGUAAGUACCUGGUCUUUCCGCAGCGGUGGCGGUACACGGGCACAUUGGUCAAGAUUGAGGUUUUUCUCAAGGCCCCCCCAGGUGCUGGAGUAGAGCCAGGCUUUCAUUGUAGUUGGUGGGUUUGACAUGGUGCAGUUAGGCUAGAUAGUUUCUAGGAUAGUAUCUUCGCAUUUGAGAGUUUUGUUUGAACACUCAUACGAGGCCGUACGAAAAUACAGAGCACGGAAAGCUUGGUCUGCUAGCCUGGGCUGAAGUAGAGGAAUGUAACGAUGAAGAAGUUGUUGGUGU